Messenger RNA from Patella vulgata (common limpet), 1664 nucleotides. Its product is annotated as solute carrier family 35 member E1 homolog. The record is from RefSeq and is a predicted model, not a curated record. Bases 136 to 1314 code for a protein of 392 amino acids. Lineage: Eukaryota; Metazoa; Mollusca; Gastropoda; Patellidae. Gene Ontology annotation, molecular function: antiporter activity. The transcript is spliced from 6 exons. Gene Ontology annotation, cellular component: Golgi apparatus.
GUCUAGCAGAUGAAAACAGUGCAGGUGGUUUAGAGAAAUGUCAAACUGUUCGAUCUAAACAGGGACCUUAAAGGCCUUUAGAAAGUCAAGUGAAGGGAAUAAAGGGAAUAGGCCCAAUUCCACAGAAGAUUCAAAAUGGAUAAUCGGACUCAUAUGUACGCCCUAAAGAUCGUGUUAAUCUGUUUAUUAUGGUACAUGUGUAGUUCAUGUGACAACAUUAUAGGAAAAGUGAUUCUGAAUGAUUUUCCAUAUCCCAUGACAAUAACAAUGGCCUAUUUAGUGACUCUGUCUAUAGGAUUGGAACCAUUUUUAAGAUAUAUGAAUAUUCCAUCAGCUGUCGAAAUACCUAAAAAAUACUAUUUAACAAUGAUUAUCCCCCUUGCUUUGGGAAAAUUUCUGUCAUCGCUGUCAUCGUUUAUUAGCAUAUGGAAAUCUUCCGUUUCGUACGCACAUACAGUGAAAGCUACUUUACCUCUCUUUACUGUGGUUUUAUCAAGAGUUUUAUUAAAUGAAAAACAGACAUUACCUGUGUAUUUAUCUAUUUUACCUAUUAUUGGUGGAGUUAUUAUCGCCACGGUAACAGAAAUAAACUUUGAUAUGAUUGGUUUAUACAGUGCAGUAUUUGCUACAACAUGUUUCUCAUUACAAGUUAUAUUUUCAAAAAUGUGUUUACGACAAACUGGUAUACAUCAUUUACGUCUGCUAGUCUUAUGUUCGCGUAUCGCAGCUCUACUAUUUAUACCAAUCUGGUUAAUAUUUGACUUUAGAAAAAUUAUACACGAUACAGACUUCAUGGAGAGUGGUCGUAUAUGGGAAACAUUGUCUCUUAUAUUCUGUGAUUCUAUAUUCAACGCAUUACACAACGUCUUCGCAUUUACACUUCUCUCCAUGGUGAUGCCACUUAGUUACGCUGUUGCUAACGCUACAAAGAGAAUCGUGAUUAUAUCUAGUUCCUUGAUUAUUCUACAGAAUCCUGUUUCCCCAAUGAACAUUGUUGGAAUGUUGGUGGCCAUAUUUGGAGUUUUAUGUUACAAUAAGACUAAGUACGAUCAAAAUCAGGCCUUAAAGAAAGAGAUGUUGAUCCCUUUAAUACAACAAGACAUCACAGUACCAUCAAAACAUAGCAAUCUCUAUAGCAACGGACAUUUACCACAAAAUGGACAUAUUUUAUUACGUGAAUGGCAUAAUACAGACAUGGUGACAUUAAUACCAGUUUCCGAACAUACAGACUUUAAUUUACCACAUAAUCAAAAUAAUUCAGCUAGUCAUCGCAGUAUACAACAGAGAAAUAUAUCAGAUAUUUAUACAGUUUAAAUCAUAUACUAGUCUACAGACCAUUCCUGAAUAGAUUAUUACACAGAACUUACAGAUCAUAUACCACUCUAGAGGUUUAUAAUUCAACCAAGUAUAGGAUACAGUUAAAAUACAGUUUAAAUCAUAUACCAGUCAUCAGACCAUUCUUGUAUAGAUUACAACACAGAUUUUACAGAUCCUAUACCACUCAGGCAUUCAUCAAAAUGCAGAUGUGAGGUCAUCCUCUGGUGUUGGUGUACCAUUAUUUCAAAUAAUGUAUGAGCAUCCGACCAAUUGUACAUUAAAAAUAAAUACACUUAUAUGGAUAUACUUCUUCUGAAUUUUAUUAACAUGAUACUCAUACAGGUAUG